This is a messenger RNA of Daucus carota subsp. sativus, 2035 nucleotides long. Its product is annotated as protein DETOXIFICATION 49. Lineage: Eukaryota; Viridiplantae; Streptophyta; Magnoliopsida; Apiales; Apiaceae. The record is from RefSeq and is a predicted model, not a curated record. Gene Ontology annotation, cellular component: membrane. Bases 183 to 1781 code for a protein of 532 amino acids. Gene Ontology annotation, molecular function: xenobiotic transmembrane transporter activity; antiporter activity. Gene Ontology annotation, biological process: xenobiotic detoxification by transmembrane export across the plasma membrane. The transcript has a single exon.
CCAAAAGGUUGGCCAGAUUUGUACUUUUAUACUUAAUCUUAAAUACAUCAAAAAGCCUUAAAUUGGCCGUCCAGACUCCCUUUAAAUACCACACUUGUUGUUCCUCAUAAACCCCCUCUAAAAUCAUCAACUGCCUUCUCUUCUUACACUCUCUGUCUUUCCUACACAACACAGACUCAAAAAUGUGUCAACUAAAUUCUUCCCCUUGUUGCGAAUGUAAGAUAGAUCAAUCUUCUUACCUUAUCAUACCAGAUUGUAAGAACCCCGAACCCGACAUGCUCAGUCCUUUGAUCCCCAACACCCCAACAACAGAUAGUAAGCUGCAACAUCAACAUCAGCCUCACCAAACACAUCUUUCUCUGGCUGUCAAGGAGGCCUUUUCGAUUGCGAACAUAGCGCUUCCCAUGAUUCUCACGGGCCUUCUUUUGUACUCGCGGUCCAUGAUCUCCAUGCUUUUUCUUGGCCAUUUAGGCGAGCUGGCGCUGGCUGGUGGCUCGCUUGCUGUUGGCUUUGCCAACAUUACUGGCUACUCUAUUCUCUCCGGUCUCGCUAUGGGAAUGGAGCCUAUUUGUGGCCAAGCUUUCGGUGCCAAGAAGUACACGCUUCUUGGCCUUUCGUUGCAACGGACAAUUCUUUUGUUACUUGUGACUUCUUUUCCGGUGGCCAUUUUGUGGCUCAACAUGAGGAGAAUUCUCUUGUUCUGCGGUCAAGAUGAAGCUAUAGCGAUGGAAGCUCAAUCAUAUCUUCUGUGGUCUCUUCCGGACCUCUUGGCUCAAUCCUUAUUGCAUCCCUUGAGAAUCUACCUCAGAACACAGUCCAUAACUUUGCCUUUGACAUUUUGUGCCACCCUGUCAAUAAUUCUGCACAUUCCUGUUAACUAUUUUCUUGUUGUGAAACUUGGUCUGGGGACAAAAGGCGUCGCGCUAAGUGGAGUUUGGACUAACUUUAAUCUCGUGGCUUCGUUGAUAAUCUACAUAAUCAUUUCUGGUAUCUACAAGAAAACUUGGGAUGGAUUGUCCAGAGAAUGCCUUAAAGGAUGGAAAUCAUUAUUAAAUUUAGCAAUCCCAAGCUGCAUUUCGGUCUGUCUCGAAUGGUGGUGGUACGAAAUCAUGAUUUUGCUUUGCGGGCUAUUGGUCAAUCCAAGAGCCACCGUGGCAUCCGUGGGAAUUCUGAUUCAAACCACAUCACUUAUCUACAUAUUUCCUUCUUCUCUCAGUUUUAGUGUAUCAACUAGAGUUGGUAACGAAUUAGGCGCCAACCGGCCUGCAAAAGCCAAGCUUGCUGCCAUUGUGGGACUUUCUUGCAGCUUUGUGCUGGGAUUCUCAGCACUUUUCUUUGCAGUUAGUGUGAGGAAUGUUUGGGCUACUAUGUUCACCCAAGAUAAAGAUAUCCUUGCAUUGACUUCCCUUGUUUUGCCGAUAAUCGGGCUGUGUGAGCUUGGAAACUGCCCUCAAACAACAGGCUGUGGAGUGUUGAGAGGAACAGCUAGGCCAAAAAUUGGAGCAAACAUAAACUUAGGUUGCUUCUACUUGGUCGGAAUGCCAGUAGCUGUGGGACUAGGAUUCUACUUAAAACUCGAUUUUCAGGGACUCUGGUUGGGACUAUUAGCUGCACAGGCUUCAUGCGCCGUGACAAUGUUGAUCAUAAUUGCCCGAACCAACUGGGAAGUCCAGGCAGAGAGAGCUAAAGAGCUGACUGCAGGAGCUGCAGUGUUUGUUGAUCAAAUUGUUGAGGAGGAGAAGCCACUCAAAGCUGAAAAUAAAGAUUAUUCUUUAUGUUAGUUAAAUAAUUUAGUUAGUGUAUAAUUAAUUAUUCACCAGUUUAAUUUAUUUAUUUUUCUUGGGGGAGAGAGAGGAGUCUGGAGAUUUAAGGCUAUAGCUAGUUCCAAGGAAUUUUUGUGCUGUUGGCUGAAAUUUAAAUCACUCCUGAAUAUAACAGGAUAGAGCAUGUAGUGAAGGGGACCAGUUUGCAAUUAUAUUGGUGUAAUAUGUAAGUCCAGAGGAAGUAGUAAUUAAUUGAACAGUAUUCCUCAGCA